CGUCGCGUCAUAACGACGUGUUUAGUGAAAGUGGAGUCUAAACACCGCGGUUGUCGUUUCCUAACUCCUAACUCCUCACGAGCUCUCCUUCCCAUCGUUCCUUGACCGUUAGGACGCGAGGAGGUUCUUAUUUGACAACUGGACCGCAGCCCCGGUCUUAACCGGAACUCUUCGGACCCGGAUGUAGAGCGGGCCGUUUGAAAGCGGAGCAGCUCGUUCACAUAGAAACCAGGAUGUGGGACCGGUCCUCCAGCUCCUCGGACACCGGGGAGGUUUUGAUCCGGUCCACUCGGGUCCUUUCAGGACCCGGACCCGGACCCGGAUCUGUCCAGACAACCGGUCAGACACCGCGGGACGCUCCAGGCCAGGAGCCGGAUCAGGCUGCUCUUCAGCCCGUUCACGACCUGCUGACCUCCCGGUUUGACCCCGGGGGCCGAGGACUCGUCCUCGCCGCGCUGAGACAUAGGUUUCACAGUGUCCCCCACAGGAGGGAGGUUAAAGUGCAGCUGUUGGACCCCGGGCCACCCAGGACCAGCUCCCAGAAGACAACAGGGGUCCAGACGGAGGCGGGGCCUGCCUCUGGUUGCCUUGGAGACGUAGACGGCGCUCCUCUCAUCGAGAGCAAGCUGCUGGAGGCCCUCAGGAUGGUGACAGGCCACACCCCUGUAACCUCUGACCUCACAGCUUCAGCUGUCCCUCACCUGGACACUACAGCUGGCGUCCAUAGCAACCAGCAGCCAAGCAGAGCUGCCUCCAUCGCCAUGGAGACCGGCCCAGUUGCUAUGGCAACACCCCGUGACCGAUGGCCAGAGCAAACCAGUCAGGGAGCGGCGAGGAGAACCAAUGACAGUCUGGGAGCGGCGAGGAGAACCAAUGACAGUCUGGGAGCGGCGAGGAGAACCAAUGACAGUCUGGGAGCGGCGAGGAGAACCAAUGACAGUCUGGGAGCAGCGAGGAGAACCAAUGACAGUCAGGGAGCGGCGAGGAGAACCAAUGACAGUCUGGGAGCGGCGAGGAGAACCAAUGACAGUCAGGGAGCGGCGAGGAGAACCAAUGAGACUCUGAGGGAGAUGAAGCACCUGCUGACGCCAGAAGACUCUCUGAAGACCACCACAUUUGAACCAGACCACCACCAGUCCCAACAAUCCAAGUCCCAACAAUCAAAGUCCCAGACCCCUCAAUUCAAGUCCCAGUCCCAACAAUCCCAGUCCCAACAAUCCAGGUCCCAGUCCCAACGGACUGAUUCCCAACAAAGCCACUCCCAGUCCCAUCAAAGUCCUUUCCAAUCCAUCCGAUCCCAACCAUGUCAGACCCAGUUCCAGCUCUCGCAGCAGUCCCAGUCUGUACUGGUCCAGAGGAGGCCUGCGCUUUCGUCCACGUUGGAGGAGGCGGGUCUGGUUCUUCGUCAAGUUCGGAGACAGAAGAAGGUUUUGGAGGAGAACCUGGAGGCUCUGCUGAGAGCCAAAACCGGAGAGGUUCUGCACUGCCAGCUGGACGCACUGUCUGCCAACAGAGACUGGACGGAGGAGGUCCGGAUCAAGAAGACGGUGGAUGCCUGGAUCAACACUUUAACCAAAGACAUUCAGGCUGAGAUGUCCUCAGAGGAGGCUCCGAUGACAUCACAGCAGAGGGCUGUUGGGAGCUCCGCCCCUACAGGUCGGGGGAGGCCAGUGAGCAGGCUCAGAGGAACAGGAAGUGAGCCCGCGGUCGGGAGAGGAAGCAGAGGACCGCUGCAGGGGGCGGAGCCUGACUCUGCCUCAGAGUCGUACUUGGCUCGUCUGUACGGCAGAGCUCCGUACGAGGGUCUGAGACGGAAACUGAAGAAGAGUCCGUACCUGCGCUUUAGCUCACCUGCCGCCCCGCCCAGCAGGAAGCCCCGCCCCCGGCUGGUGGAGACCGUCACAGGUGUGAAGGUGGAGUCCCGUAAGACUCAGACGUCACCUGGACAACCUCAGCGUCAUGACAUCAUCAGCUUCUCCCACUUGACCUCCAGUGACCCCGCUGACCUUACGGUGACCCCUGGAGCCAGACGCUCGGUUGCUAUUGCGAUCCCGCUCGGUCGCCGCAGGGCGGACUCUUCUGCCAGGUUUCUCGUAGAGCAGCAACAGGAAGUGACAUCACCGCCCACAGCUCUUCCCACAUGUAGCGUGGUUGCGGUUGACAACGAAGCGCCGGAGCUACAGUCACAGAAGGUGGAGCAGCUGGAUGUCCCUCCUCCUCCUCCUCCUCCUCCUCCUCCUCCUCCUCCUCCUCCUCCUCCUCCUCCUCAACCUCUUCCUUACUCUGUUGACAUCAUUGAGAGAAAGAGUGAAGAAGAGGACGUCUUCCCUGGAACUGUAUUCCUAUCUGUCGCUGAUGUUGUUCAGCAGGAGGAGCUGAGCUUUGAGGGUGAGGAGGAGGUACAGCUGGAUGGAGGUCCGUCUCCUCCUCCGGUCCUGUAUCAGGGUCCAGUCUUUCCUCCACAGACCAGAUCCGCCCUCCCUACCCAGGAUCAGGCCUCCCUCCUGGACCUCAACCUGCAGAGAGAUGUCCUUGAGAACCGGGUGGUGGAAUGGGUGGAGCAGCAGCUGAUGUCCCGGAUGAUCUCAGAGAUGUAUCGACCCCCUCUCCCCGACCCCGCCCAGAAUGACUACACUGACCAAUCAAAGUCCGAGGAGCAGAGCGCCACCUCAGACAUCGUAAGAGGUGGAGGUCUGCAGCUCUUUGUGGACUGCAACAUGUCAGUGGACUCGGCUCUGAUCCUGGAGCUGGUUAGUGAGGUUCUGACGGAGCAAGUUGCCCUGCUGCUGAGACAGAGGGACUCACUGGAACCAGGACCAGAACCAGGACCGGAGCCAGCAGAACCAGGUCCAGGAUACCCUCAGGACAAACUGGUAUCACUGGUUCCUACACCGACGCUUCAACCCAGCCCCGCCGCACCCAACACAGAGACCCCGCCCCUGACCACGCCCCCUGCCUCUGAACCAACCAGCCUGCUGAACGACGAGUCUCUUCGGCCAAUCACAGAUCCAGAGCCUGUAGCCACGCCCACCUCAAGUCCAGAGCCCGCCCCCUUUGCAGGAAGUCCUCCUGCUGUCUGUCAAGCCCCUCCCCCUCUGACCUGGGGAGAUGUUGAACUGCCAUUGGAGGAGGAGAGACCAGAGGAACAGCUGGAUACACGCUCGAAGCUGCUCGUGAUGUCAGUGGCAGAGGAGGAGCCUCUUUUCUCCUCCCCUCUCCCUUCCCCCUCAACCCCCCCUGCUCCCUCCCCGUCUCCUCCUGCUCCUGGUCCUGCUCCUGGUCCUGAUCCUGGUCCUGCUCCUGGUCCUGCUCCUGGUCCUGCUCCUGGUCCUGCUCCUGGUCCUGCUCCUGACCCCAGAUCAGCGUCCCCCUCCAGCUCCUCAGAGGACUCGAGCAGCACCACAGUGACAGCAGGGACUGAAGCAGCUCUGAAGCACAUCUCAGAGGGAGAACUGCUGCUCAGCGUCCACCAGCUGGCUGCCAUGACAGAGGAGGGUGUCUUCAGUUUCUCCAGUUCUCUCCAGGAGCUCCAGGAAAUGGACUUUGACCCCCUCAGUGAAGGACAAGUCAAAGGUCACGACCUCCUCAGGGCCAACAAGGAGCACAGAGACACACUGCCAGAGGGCUCCUGGAGCAGGGAUCAGGAUCAGGAGGAGGGGGGGAGUGUGGGGGAGGAUCAGACCUCGUCACCUGGACAGACGAGUCAGGCUGCAGGCUCAGAAGUCAGUUUGGAAGGGACCGAUCAGAGCUCCGUUGCCGUGGGUUACCUGAUGGUGGAGCCAAUCGGUACUCUGACCUCUGACCUCCAGACCGACCUGGCUCCUCCUCCUCACAUGGAGGACCCUGCAGCACAGCUGAUCUGUGAUCUGUUUCUGCAGCCGAGCAGCAGGGAGGAGUCAUGAGGGGGGCGGAGCUCCACCUGCUCUUCAUCAGACGGAGGAGGAGGAGGAGGAGGAGUCAUGAGGGGGGCGGAGCUCCACCUGCUCUUCAUCAGACGGAGGAGGAGGAGGAGGAGUCAUGAGGGGGGCGGAGC
This is a messenger RNA of Cyclopterus lumpus (lumpfish), 4033 nucleotides long. RefSeq names its product interferon regulatory factor 2 binding protein-like (gene irf2bpl). The transcript has 24 exons. Bases 234 to 3902 code for a protein of 1222 amino acids. Gene Ontology annotation, biological process: regulation of transcription by RNA polymerase II; smoothened signaling pathway. The record is from RefSeq and is a predicted model, not a curated record. Gene Ontology annotation, molecular function: transcription corepressor activity. Gene Ontology annotation, cellular component: ciliary basal body; nucleus; centriole. Lineage: Eukaryota; Metazoa; Chordata; Actinopteri; Perciformes; Cyclopteridae.